AUGACCAACAGGAAAUCCACAAUUGCCUUUGAGGGCCAGGAGUCAGACACCUUUGACAUCCCAGCAGGCAUCCCGCAGGGGUCACCCCUAUCACCUAUACUAUUCCUAUUCUACAAUGAGGAACUGGUGCGCAUCUGCUCAAGACCGGGGCGCCCGGUGGUGUGCAUAGCCUUUGUAGACGAUGUCAACGUGAUGGCCUAUGGCCAGUCCACUGAGGACAACUGCAGGGAGCUCCUGCGCAUGCAUCGGGCAUGCGAGGAGUGGGCAGCACGGCACGGAGCGGUCUUUGCCCCCCAGAAGUAUGAGCUAAUGCACUUCACACGGGCGCGCAACCAAUUCAACCUACAGGCUGAGCUGAGACUACCAGGACAAACUAUACAACCGAAACAGGUGAUGAGGGUAUUGGGUGUAUGGUUAGACUCUAGGCUGAGAUGGAAGGGCCACCUGGACGCGGUGGCAGGCAAGAUGAAGACUCAAGUCAGAGCACUGUCCCAAACCACCCAAUCCACAUGGGGGCUCCCACUACGACAAGCGAGAAUGGUGUAUAACAUGGUCAUCAGGCCGGCCCUGACCUAUGGAGCAAUAGCGUGGCACCAGCCACAGGGGCAGGGGGGCACGGGUCCAGCUAAGUCAGGACUGGCCCUCAAGCUGGCCACAGUGCAGAACUCCUGCCUCAGAAUAGUGGCAGGGGCAUACAAAAGAACCCCAACAAGCACACUGGAAGCGGAAACCCACACAGUACCCUUAGACAUCCACCUGGAUGGGCUAGUGGCAAAGGCGGUCAACAGGAUGAAGGCCUCAGGAAUGGCGCAACAAAUUGAGAAUGCGUGUGCGGCCAUAAGGACCAGGCUUCGGCACCGGGGGGUGACAAGGGGGGCACAGAGACACAUGGGAGCUGUGGUUCACCCGGCAGCCCUGCCAGUGGACUGGGAACAGCAAUGGAUUCAGGGUGCUAAGGAGAGAGUCACAGCAGAGAUGACACCGAAACAACGAGCCAACCUGGACCAAGCCUCAUAUAAUCCCUGA
Messenger RNA from Histoplasma mississippiense, 1026 nucleotides. RefSeq lists its product with no specific name. Bases 1 to 1026 code for a protein of 341 amino acids. The transcript has a single exon. NCBI's taxonomy places the organism in Eukaryota, Fungi, Ascomycota, Eurotiomycetes, Onygenales, Ajellomycetaceae. The record is from RefSeq and is a predicted model, not a curated record.